Molecule: messenger RNA, 1761 nt
Organism: Lathyrus sativus (Indian pea)
Lineage: Eukaryota; Viridiplantae; Streptophyta; Magnoliopsida; Fabales; Fabaceae
Source: the annotation of a GenBank genome assembly
AUGUGUGAACCACCACAACAAAUCAACACUCUUCGUUCUCCUUCAACCCUUUUUCAAAUUCUUCCUACUACUCCUGAAAAAUCCAACCGUUACUCUCCAAAUUCAAACCCUCAAGAUAGGAAUAACUGCUUCGAAUGUCACCAGCCAGGUCACUGGGCCUCCGUUUGUCCUCUCAAAUCCCCUAACAACAGCAACACUAAACCCCAUUUCAAUUCAUCACUUUCUGCUUCCAAACUGAUACAGUGCCGUUGCGGUCACGGUUUUUGCCAUGUUAAAACCGCUCACAGUGAAAAAAACUACGGGAGACGCUACUUUCUAUGUCCCAUCAAAAGGGGUGCACGGUGUAGUACUUUUGUUAAGUGGUGUGAUGAUCCCAUCAAUGAGACUGAUUUGCAGCCUCCUCUGAUCAUGUAUCCUGAGUGUAAAUGUGGAGCUGGUGUUUGUAGAAAAGUGAUGGAAACAGAAGAAGGUUCUAAUGGGGUUAAAUACUAUUUUGCUUGUCCCAUUAAACAGGGUCAUGGGUCUUGUGGUUACCGAGUGUGGGAAGAUGAACUACUUAGCGUUGACGCAAGCAUCAAUAGCACGAGCGUUGUUCCUGUCCGACAGAGCAAGCAAAGAUCUCUCAAUGAAUUUAUCAAGGGAGACCAAAUCGAUACAGCUGUUAAUGACGACCUGGCUAAUGAUUUGGCUGAUGGUAGUGAUUUGCUAUUAACAACCAAAAGGAUGAGAAUAACGGAUAGUUCCGAGAAUCCUUCACCUGUGUCUGGAUCUGAGAUACUAGAGGGAAAAAGUGGAGGUUCGUCUGUAGAGGAGGCCGGUUCACUAGAUGUCGGUUUUCCAGAAAUUGAGUUUGAGGAUGAUCUAGAAUCAAUAAACUUAGCCUCAUGGGCAGCAAUUGAGGCUGAAGCUUUUCUAUUUUCACGUCUGUCAACAACCUCGAGGAUCAGUUGUCGACAGAGCUUAUUCCAAAACGACGUUUUGGCUGCUGAUGCAUCAUUAGGUAUUAUUCCAUCGCCCGAUACUAUAGAAGUUCCUAAACAAACAAGUACGCUUAAUAGCCAAAGUGAAUGCAACAAUCUCGCUAUCAAGACUCCUAAUCAAUGUACCCAACUUUCGACAGAUGUAGUAAGCCUUGACAGAUCACCGGGAAGUGACAGCCAGCUAAAAGCACAAAGACAAAGAGAAGUUGCAUUAUUUACACAGCAACGACUUCUCAAUGAUCUAGAGGAUUUUCACCAGCAUGAAUCCAUGCGAGAGACGGCGGAAGCCACUUUUUCUAUGUUAAACCUUUUAGGAUUUGAGUGUAAACAAUUUUCUGACUAUGUAUGGAACUUCAUCAACCUCGCAACGUCUAUGGCAGAAAUUGACAAGUCCAUGAAAAAUUCUCCAACGUUGGAGGAGCACAGUAAAUUCUUGGAGGUGGAGAAAGCGAGACUGGCUAACAUCAAGGAUGAUUAUAUGAAAACCAAGGCUUUGCUCGCGGCAUCCAAUCAAAAGAGAAAUCUGCUUUCUGAAGAUAUUGCUCGUCUCGAGGCGAUGGUCCUUGAAAAAGGAAAAGAGUUGAAAAUUUGCGAGUCGGAGACAGUGAAGGUAGAGAUUCAGCUUGACGAUUUAAAAAGAAGAAAGUUAGAGGUUGACAUAUCCGUAAAAGAUAAAGCUCGGCAAGCCGAAGAAGCAAGGAAACAAAUUGUAGAGAGAGACAGAAAGCAAGUUGAAGCCAUGACAGCGUUGGAGAAGGCUAAACAUGAAUUGGUAAAUUAG